CCUCGCGUGUACACAGCACAUGUCUGGCAUUUCGAGUUGUCUGUUUUCAUUUGUUGACAAAUUCGUCCCUAUCCUUGAGGUUCUAUAUUUUAUCUACAAGAAUUUAACAUUAUUUCGUGUAGUUUCGAGUGAUUUUUAAUAGGAAAUGGCUGAAGUAGUUGAACUCCGCCGGGAGCGGCUUUUGCCUGAAUAUGAACAAAUGAAAAAAUGUGAUUUGUUCACAGACGAAGAAAUUCGGGCUGUGAUCAAAACUCGGGAAGCUUUUGAGUACAAAAUUAGCCGGCAAAGUAAGACUAUCAAGGACUUCAUAGAAUACAUCACAUACGAGAGGAACCUGAAGUCGAAGGCCUCGGAACGAUGGAAAGCGAUGAACACGGGGUCUGUCUGCCCCGUCGAGACUUCGAUUUCACAUCACAUUCGGAAUCUAUACAAGCAAGCACUCGGCCGGUUUCCUGAGGAGUUACGAUUGUGGACAAAUUACUUGAAGUUUUGCAAACAUGCAAACUUUUUGUCAGAAUGUUCGUCGGCGUUUGAGAAGAUGCUACAAUAUCACGGGGAUAAACCGGACAUUUGGCUCAAAGCUGCUAUGUGGGAGUAUCAUGAGAUGAAUAAUUUUGAUCGCACCAAAGACUUAUUCCUCCGAGGAUUACAAAGGCAUCCUAAGAAUCCUGACAUGUACACAAAAUUUUUCAACGUAAUGUUGAAUGAAGCUUCCAAAAUGAGCGCAGAUUUAGUCCUCGAAGGAAAUACACAAUCAGAACAGUCGAUCGGCUUACAACGGGCUGAAGUGGUUUAUCAAAGUGCCAAAAAGAAAAUCCAUAGUUGUGAGUUCUUCGUAUCUUUAGUCGACAUUGCGACAAAAUUCGAUUUUACGAAGAAAUUACAAAAGGAAAUUUUGAAGUACAUGAUGGAUACCUUCUGUCGAGACGAGCUACUAUGGCAUACUUUAGCGCAAAGGGAACUCAGAGGACAUAACAUGGUCAGUUUGGAUGAAGAAUCGAAUCCUCUGAAAAAAGAAGGUGAAAGUAUGGAAGUGGAGGUAGGACCUGUAAAAAGAACUUUAAGGCGGAAAAUUGAAUUGGCAGUGGAGGUGUAUUCAGCAGCAGUAAGGGAGCUGAAAACGGAAAAGAUGUGGUCUUAUUACAUAACUGCGAUGAUUGAGCUGAAUGAAGACACGUCCACACAGAAAGAAUUUAAGCGAACAUGCUUGGUCAACGCAUUCAAGGGGGCUUAUGAUGCGGAUUGUUUGUCCGAGUUCCAUUACCUCCAUUUUUUGGAAAUAUUACUACAAUCCCCAAACAAUGACGAGUUCAUUCUGCAGGUGCUGAAAAAGGCUGUAACGAAAUAUCCGACUUGCUUAAAAUUGUGGGAACUGUGGAUGCGAUUCUACAUUACCAAAGACGACGAAACGAAAAUUCGGGAAAUUUUCUUCAAAGCCACUAAGAAGUUGGAAGCCGACGCACAUCCGCUUUGGCGGCUAAUGAUCCUCUACUAUCAAACUUGUCCCGAUAAAAGCGAUAGAGUGGAUGAAAUUUAUCAGAGUGCCGCCCGCCAAACAUCAUCAGUUUUCGACAGUUACAAAUCGGACUAUCUUGAAUGGGUUGCCUUGUCCCGAUCUAUGGUAGCUGCACGGAAAGUAUACAACGAAAUGGCGAAACUGCCACCACCGUCCUUAGCGCUGCAUGAAAAAAUGGCAUGGCUGGAAUCUGUGCAGAUCAAACCUGAAAUUCAGUGUUGGCGACAAUGUCAUGAAUACGCAACACAUUAUUUUGGCAAAAUUCAAACGGACGUUUGGAUAAAUUAUAUAAAAUUUGAGCGAGACUAUGGUGAUCCGAAAAAUAUGAAUGGAAUAUUCGAGCGUGCCAAACAAUCGUUGUCUGAAGAGUUGGUGGAUAAUUUUAUUUCAGAACACAACUUGUUAACGACGGGUGUAAUUUAAAGUGAUAAUUAGAAAGUAAGCUAAUUUUUAAGUCACUAGAAUAAGGAAUGUUUUAAACAUUUAACAUGUUUAAAUAAAAAUGUGCUAUAAGA
Molecule: messenger RNA, 2031 nt
Organism: Hermetia illucens (black soldier fly)
Lineage: Eukaryota; Metazoa; Arthropoda; Insecta; Diptera; Stratiomyidae
Product: U3 small nucleolar RNA-associated protein 6 homolog
Exons: 7
Coding region: 146-1939 (597 amino acids)
Biological process (GO): maturation of SSU-rRNA from tricistronic rRNA transcript (SSU-rRNA, 5.8S rRNA, LSU-rRNA)
Cellular component (GO): small-subunit processome; Pwp2p-containing subcomplex of 90S preribosome
Molecular function (GO): protein binding; snoRNA binding
Source: RefSeq, a predicted model, not a curated record